Messenger RNA from Fusarium subglutinans, 4329 nucleotides. RefSeq lists its product as uncharacterized. The record is from RefSeq and is a predicted model, not a curated record. The transcript is spliced from 2 exons. The coding region runs from base 1 to 4329 and encodes 1442 amino acids. Lineage: Eukaryota; Fungi; Ascomycota; Sordariomycetes; Hypocreales; Nectriaceae.
AUGGCUAGCCGUCAUGUCUUUACCCAGCGACUUAAGUCCGGGGUCAUAUUCUCGGCCCCAGGCAACUUGCUAGCCAUGCCUGAGGGAGGUUGGGGUGACGAUACACCCGUAACCCGACAGAAAAGGCCCAAGAGAAAAGUCCAAGGUCGUGCGUUCGAUCAUUUUUCUCACUGGGUAGCGAAAGCGACGCCUAAUGACGAGCCAUACGAUGAUAUUGGCUCCUUCACGCCGGUUAAAGAUACCCGUGGCAUUGGAAAUGAAUACAGGUCUUACUCUAUAGCACCAUACCACGAGCCUGAAGCCGAAGCUAGGGUUGCAAAGAUACCCGAGGUCACACUAUGUCUAUCGAUGCUCAGUGUUUCUUUGACGGCGACUGUGGACGGUACAGUCGCUCAUACAGAGUUGGUGCAGAAAUUUCACAAUCCUUCUGACAUUAUCAUCAACGCGGCGAAGCAUGUGUUCCCUAUCUACGAUGGAGCUGUUAUCACAUCCUUUGAAUGCACCAUUGGCGAUGAGCGUCGCGUCAGAGGUGUCGUCAAGCCGAAGGUACAAGCGCGAAAGGAAUUUGAAGAAGCAGUUGGCGAUAAAGUGGCAGCUCCCGCUCUUUUGGAAGAGCAUACACCUGAGAUCUUUGAGACGUCCCUUGGAAACAUACCAGCCAACACGACCGUGGAGAUCAAGAUCACUUACGUUCAAGAGCUCAAGGUCGUCAUGAUGGAGUCAGAAGCAACCGAGGGGAUAGCUCUCACUAUUCCAAUGUCCAUUGCUCCACGCUAUAGUAAAGCGCCAAUAGAGUGGGAGCCAGCAUCGAAGGUAACAGAGGACAGGCUUGAUAUAUGGAUCAAGGUCAUGGACAACGGCAAAGUCAAUCAGGAAGGUUGUGAAGAGGAGUCAGGUCACCUCCUUCAAUUUGAGGGCUCCAAGCCUGCCGAAUACUCCAACAUGCUGGAAAGGAAUACAUCACCCAAAACCUACUAUGUCUGGCACCAUGAGUCCGAGCCACCUGUUCUGAGAAAGGACUUUGUGUUUGUCAUUCAGAUGAACGAAGGGCACCAAAUCAAAUCAGGAGCUAUCGCUUGCCCGGCAGAUGACAAGGGCUUCGCUGCUCUGAGAGUGAACAUCCGACCUAACGACUUGUUCCGGAAUGCCAUUAUUCCUCAAUCAUUUACUGGCGAGAUCCUAUUUCUUCUUGACCAAUCUGGAUCUAUGGAUUGGUCAAACAGCUCACCAGACUAUUACAGUCGUCGCAAAGGACCACGAAAGAUUGAUGUCAUGCGUGAAGCCAUGCUGUUAGCUCUUUCAGGUAUUCCAUCUACGUGUGUCUUCAAUGUCAUCUCCUGGGGCUCGGCAACAAUGGGCUUAUGGGAGAGCUCGCGGGCUCAUACUCGGGAGAACAUCAGAGAAGCCAAGGGCUACGUGUCUCAGAUUGAGGCUGACAUGGGGGGAACGGAUCUCCUUCGGGCGUUGGAGUCUGUAGUGAAACGGCGAGCGAAGGACAAAUCCACGCAAAUCAUCAUUCUCACAGAUGGUGAACUGGAGCCCGAAGACUCGAUACAAUUUAUCUGGAAGAAACGCCAGCUGUUCGGAGAUAGCAUUCGGUUCUUUGCUCUGGGUAUUGGAGACGAAGUAUCUCACCGCCUAGUCGAGAGUAUCGCGGAGUGCGGUGGUGGCUACAGCGACGUAGUCCAUACUACACAGACUCCACGGUGGCAUGAUCGCUUGAACCGCCUGCUGAAGUCUGCUCUGGAGCCGAACAGCUGGAGUUGCGAUAUCGAUCUUGGUAGUGGUUUUGAAAGGAAAACCUUGGCUGAUUACGACAUUGGCAAGAAUAAUCCUGCAGAUGAGGGCAAGAUACCUUACAUCCAAGCCCCUUCUCCAAUCUCCUCACUCCAUCCAUUCAGCUUCACCUCGAUCUCUUUCUUGAUCGACCUUCGGCAUGGCGGCGAGCUCCCCAAGAGUGUCACCAUAAGCACAACAACAACCGGUGCGAAGAAGAAAACCUAUGAACUAGCCAUGGAACAAGCACCAGGCAAUGAUGAUCAGAUCAAGCGUGGGGAGACCGAGACUCAGAUUGCCAAAGCGAAUGCUGAGAAUAUUGGCACGAUGUACUCCAUUACCAGAAAAUGGACUAGCUUCGUGGCUAUCUCGGAGAAUCAACCUACCCAGACUGUUGAGGAGCAAAAGAUGAAUCACUACAAGGCACUGUUUGAUGAGAUACACAUCGACGAGCUCCUCAACAACGUCAGUGAUGAUGGGAGUUCAUCUUGCGGUUUCUCUGGUUCCUCCGGACAUGGCAUCCCUUGGAGCUACCAAGUGACUCACUUGGGUGUACCAGCAAUGUAUAACAAUCCUACUGGACAUCAUUCGACGACGCGCCGAGUACUCGAGUCUACAAGGAGAGGAGUCUCGGUACCAGCUUAUAUGAUGAGCCCACAACCCAACCUCGUGGAUAGCAAUGGCCGCGAUUGGCCGAUCUGUCCUACGGAUAGCACUCCUCGUCAGUUACAUCCCAUGAUACAUCCCCAGCCCGCUCCCGAUCCGAAGGCAGAUGAUAACAACGUCCGUGUCUCCGGUCAAAGCCUGGCCUACCCUUCGAGUCCCAACGAUGAAGCCACUCAGGCACAGCAAGAGCAGGGUUCGCGGCCAUAUGAUGGAUCAUCAGGGUCUUACCCGUCGGAUAAUGGAAAUGAUCCUGCCCACAGCAGGUUCGAUAGCAAACAGAGUCCCGGCGAACCAUCACGACCUUCGAUACGGGAUAUGGAACCGUUUCCAAUACCAGCUCACAUGCCUCAAUAUUCACCAACGCGACCAAAAUCCGGAAUUGGCUUACCACCUGGAUUUGUAGACGAUAGUCAAGGUGGGCGCUCUGCGCUUAGGCAGUGUUCUUUGGAUGAAGAUAAUGAUGAGUCCAAAGCUCCACGUCCCGCGGGCUCCCCAGUCACGCACGAUCCACGGCAAGAGGAACCGCAGGGAUCUGGUGAUAGAAUUACAAGCCGCAGUUCGAGGGUACGUUCGAAUAGCACUUCUGGGCCUAGACCUUGGGCAGUCCAGGACUCUAGUGAGUUUCGAGCUCAGGCGACGAGUGUCGACGAUGAUGUUUGCCUACCCACAAGAGAAGGCGUUCUUGAAGACAAAUCCUCGACAUUUGAUGGACAUGAUUUCCCUCUUUAUCCUAAUGAUUCCGAUUGGCAAGAAGCGGAAAGAUUGGAGCGUACGCGUAUCCGAGCGGAAACUACAGACGACAUCCAGCUAGACUGUACACCACUUAUGGCAGAAAUUGCUGAGCCCCCCGAAGUCGCCGCUCUCGUAGCUAAGCCACCUAGUGGUGAGUCGUAUGCUACGCCGCGGAGUUAUAACCCCGCGUACUCCGUGCCUGUGAGAUGUCUUUGCGCUUCUGAGGACAACUCCGAUGGUGAUACCGCUCAAGAUCACCAGCCCUACCAUUCGCAGCGCGACGACUUCGCCCAAGAAGAGGUUGCUAGUGAGCCCAUGAUCUCGCCACGCGCGAAUCGUGGAAUCGCUAUAGCGACAGAAAUGGUGCAGAGCUGGGCAAUUCCAGACGCUAAUGACAAGAGUGUAGCUGGUGGUCCUAAAUUCCCUACUCAUAAACCUCUACCUAUCCUCAAAUCCAAACGCGAUGCCAACGUUACUUUUGAACCAGAAUUUGCUUCGUACGAUAUCUCUAUGAGUCGGAGCAUUUCAGAGUCUCCCUCAUCUCAGUCGGAAUUAUACGGCCCCUUAAACUGGCAGUUCGCGAUAGAGUGUCAAGAUGGCGAGGGUCUCUUCGAUCUUGAUGAGAAAAGGUCAUCUCUGCGCUUGCACUUUUGUCCUGAAACCGCCGCAAAGAUCAGCCCCAAGAUUUCUAAGCUUCUGCAUAACUCCGCAACCCCAGAGCAAGAGAGGGACGAUAUGUGUGCCCGACUGCUUGACACGUUGAUGAUGAUUGAGUGUUACAAGACGCACCUGGCACAGGAGGAGGAUACUUGGGACCUGAUGAUGGAGAGGGCGUGGGACGCUGUGAUAUCGGUUCUGGGACUUAGUGAUGAAGAAGAAACGUUGGAAGAACUGGCGGGUCAAUUGAGGGGAGCUAUGAUGCACGCGCAUUACGUUGCAGCAACGGGGGUUAAGGACUCAGAGAGGGAUGACUGUUCUGUGGAUACGGUGAGAUGUCCAGUUUGUGACGUGGUAUGGCGGACAACAAGACAGUUCUUUUGUCCUUUUGAUCAUGGGUCGGACAACGACGUUGACGAGUUCAUGAACUGGGAUAAUUUUUGGAGACAUCAGGUAGCUGAGGGACAUGUGGUUUGUGCUCAAGAGGUUAUAUACUAG